AAGUUGGCUCAAGGGCGCAUCCCCCCCGGCGGCUUUGAGCUUCAAACCCGAGAGCGAAUCAGAGCCAUGCGUGCCCUGGCUGCCGCGGCACUCCUGCGGCAGGCCGCUUCCAUUGUCGAAAACAACGACCGCUGGAACGACGCGUCCUUCUUCGACUCGUUCCAUGUCGGCGAGUCUACCAGCGAUUAUGAUUCAGCGCAAGUACAGCGCGCGGAGGACAACCCCUUCCACAACUAUGUUGACGGCUACAACCCAGAUGUCACGGAUCCGUUUGAUCCCAAACACGUAGACGUUAAGUGGUUUGCGAGCCUUCCUUCGGGCGGCUCUGAACAGGCUCUGCAGACGCUGCCAGAGCCGAACCAGGGACCGUUUGGUCAUGCCCAAAAGACGGGCGGUUGGUAUUACAACGAUGGAGGAAACUUUGUCCAGUCCUACGAGUACCCCAAGAAGUACGAAGAGCAAGCAGCGAUGCAGCGAGCCACCGGCGGAGACGUGUUCCACCUCCUGAAGGGCUCUGCAAAGAAGCAAGCGGACUGGUUCGAUGCUUCGACAGCCCAGUUCGAUGCGUACGGGAGGCCCAAGGCUCCUUACCCGGGCAACCCAGCCGCGUUGGUCUCGCAGGGCUACAAGCAAGAGGCGAGGAAUGCCUCCCUGUCCUGCAAAGCAGCUGGCUGCAACGCCUCGGCACAACUGACAUUGAACCAGGACUCUGACCUGCAGAACUGCAUUCUCAGCGUGCAGGCGGUGCUGCGGUUCAACGGUGUGGUUUCUUCCAAGAAGCGGGUUGUAGACUUGCAGCUCAAGAAACCCGAGGUCAAACCUACGGACUUCAGCUCCGGCACUAUCGAGUUCAUCACGGUGAACAACGUCACAGUGAGUCUGAACUGCAAGCCGCCGGCAGAUUGUAGUAAGGCGAAUGAACUGUCAUCGCUCUACAGCUGCGUGAGCGAGCUGCAUGUGCAGAACCUUCUGGGUAGCGAUCGCUCACUGGUGGUGGAGGCAAAGAUCUCCAAAGAUGUGCAGAACAGCGACUGCGCCUAUCAGGGCAACUUGCUCUAUGCAGUGCCACAGGUAACAUGCCUUGUUGGCACGCCACAAGGCGGCUCAGGCUCUCAGGCAAAAGCAACGCCGGUCGACCUGCCAGGGUCCUACCUGCAGACGAAGCGCACGACGGCGAGCUUGGCACAAAAGGGCCUUCGGGUGAAGAGGACUUGAGGCACAGCGGAAGAGCUUGUUGCGAAUGGACACGUAGCAUGAAAUCGACUGAAAAUGCCCAUGGGGCAUGAAUGCUUAGCCCAGCAUCACGGUCGUGCGUCAAGACAUAUCUUCAAAGGUGGCAUCCACGUGGGGGUGACG
Molecule: messenger RNA, 1356 nt
Organism: Effrenium voratum
Lineage: Eukaryota; Dinophyceae; Suessiales; Symbiodiniaceae
Source: the annotation of a GenBank genome assembly